AACUGACUCGAUUGGCCUGCCCUAUUUUGCGCCAACUGCUUCCUCUCUUCCUGUUCUCCUCCUUCUAAACGUGUUCUCGUCAUUCACGGCCUCCGUGACAGUGAUUAGUGAGUGACUCCGCUUGUGUUUCCCUCCCUCUCUCACUCAAUCACCGGCUCCGCUGCCCCUCUCCACUUCUCCCCCAUUCGGCUUCUUCCUCACUGCUCUCAUCUCUGGUUCAAUCGCCCACCCGCCGCUGCUCCUAUCCCUCUCGGCUCCUCCUAUUUUGACCUUCCGUUCACUCUGACCUUCGUAAACGAGUUCACUGACUAUUCGGUUGACCAGCGCCUGAACUUCAGAAUCUAGCGGUGCUGUUGAAUCUUCCCAUUAUGGCAGCUGCUCUGCUCUCCCAGGCUUCGUUCCUUCAACCCAAUCGUUCUCUGAAUCUCAGAGAUCGUCAGUUUCCUCGCGUAGUACAUAAUCUCCAAAUUCAGCCUACUUCCUCGAAUCCACGGUAUUUGGCCAAAAAGGAGAAUGGGUUCGUCCUAAAAGUCUCCACGGGUGUCUCGAUGUCGAAUUCUAAUUCUCCAGUUUCAGUUACAACAGCCAGUAGUCCGAUUAUUGUCAUUGACAACUACGAUAGUUUUACCUAUAAUCUUUGCCAGUAUAUGGGAGAGCUGGGAUUUCACUUUGAAGUAUACCGCAAUGAUGAGUUGACAGUUGAGGAGUUAAAGAGGAAAAAUCCCAGAGGUGUGCUAAUAUCACCCGGGCCUGGCACACCUCAAGAUUCUGGCAUAUCUUUGCAAACAGUUUUGGAACUUGGGCCAACUGUACCUUUGUUUGGUGUGUGCAUGGGCUUGCAAUGUAUUGGAGAGGCUUUUGGAGGAAAGAUCGUGCGUUCUCCUAAAGGUGUUAUGCAUGGAAAAAGCUCUCCGGUGUAUUAUGACGAGAAGGGAGAAGAUGGAUUACUAUCUGGGUUGCCAAACCCUUUCAUUGCUGGUAGAUAUCAUAGCCUCGUGAUUGAAAAAGAGAGUUUUCCUCAUGAAGAACUUGAGGUAACAGCCUGGACAGAGGAUGGUCUUAUAAUGGCUGCCCGUCAUAAGAGAUACAAGCAUCUGCAGGGGGUUCAAUUCCAUCCAGAGAGCAUCAUAACCACUGAAGGAAAGACGAUUGUCCAUAAUUUUGCUAAGCUUAUAGAGAAAAAGGAGGCUGAGGCUUUGAAAAAAUAAUGUUUCAUUACUGUUGAAUCUUAGCGUGAUUAUGAACCGCAUAUGGCUGAGUCAAUGUUCUCAACUUUCUGAAGUCAACAAUCUGCUUUAGAGUUUUAUGCGAGUGCCCGGUGUGUAGUUCAUAAAAGGCACAUAAUGUUUUUUAAUCUCAUAUUUAUGUGGUGACCAUUCGAAGCUAUCAAUUUUCUUUAAACUACAUAUCCUAUUUCCCUUUUUUUAA
Molecule: messenger RNA, 1428 nt
Organism: Prosopis cineraria
Lineage: Eukaryota; Viridiplantae; Streptophyta; Magnoliopsida; Fabales; Fabaceae
Product: anthranilate synthase beta subunit 2, chloroplastic-like
Exons: 8
Coding region: 369-1208 (279 amino acids)
Biological process (GO): L-tryptophan biosynthetic process
Cellular component (GO): cytosol
Source: RefSeq, a predicted model, not a curated record